This is a messenger RNA of Linum tenue, 1056 nucleotides long. The record is from the annotation of a GenBank genome assembly. Lineage: Eukaryota; Viridiplantae; Streptophyta; Magnoliopsida; Malpighiales; Linaceae.
AUGGAGAACGGAGAUUUGAGGAAGGAGGAAACGCAGCAAGGAUCUUCUUAUACGUAUUGGGUGAGGGAAGCCACGGCGGAUGCCGCUCCCGUCCCUGUUCCAAAGAAGCUCUCCGUUGAAGACGUUGUCUCUUCUCAACCUAAGUCUACCGCCCUCGGGUCUGUCUGGAAUCGGGCAGGAACUUGGGAGGAGAAGAACCUUAAUAAAUGGGCGAGUGAGAGGAUAAAGGAGCUACUUACAUCAGUGGGAACCUUGGACUUCUCUGGUGGCAAAGCAGAAAUCAAAGCAGUUUCAAAAUGUUCCGGCGAUUUUGAGGUUCGGCUGAGCGACACAAAGGACAUCUCUCAGCAGAAUAAGCAGCGAAUCAACCGAGACGUGAAGUCAUUUUUAGAGCCUGUGCGAGAGAAACUGCUCCAAUUUGAGCAGGAACUGAAGGAUAGGUAGCGGGAGCAAAGCGACCAAAGGUGUCGUAUUUGUGAUUGAAGUGUAUGAUAGUAUGCUGAGACCAAUCUUCAUUUUCUCCCCUGUUUAAACUGAGACCCAAUGCACUUGUUUAUAGCAGUAGCCGUGUUAAGGCAGUUUGAACAUUCACUUUGGCCACGGGACUCUCUGAUUAAGUGUUUGAUGAAUUGGGAUGUGUGUGUUCUCAGGUUUCACAGUUAGUGGACAACUAGAACUUUGUCUGCCUUGUUUUGUUUUUUUUCAGGAUUUGAACUUGCAUCUUCGAGAAGUGGACUAGUAUCGCGUCCGUCGUGGACAUCCAGGUCCCAAAAAGGGAAUAGCUGAUGUCUUUAUCCACAUGAUCCCUUUUUGUGCUUCAGUGACUUGGACUCUUGAGCCUCUUCAAGUUCAGGGCAUUCCACCAUUUGCCGAUCCCUUCCCCAGUCAUACCAACCAACAAAUUUUCCAGCUUUGGCGCUUUGCUCCUCGACGAUGGAUGAAGAACCCAAGAUCCCAAAAGACAGCUUUUUUUUAAUAUAUGGAGAGAAUCCUGCCGCCCGCCAUUGAUUCCUAAGGUACCAACCUGACCCUACAGCUUGACUUAAAGACACCAUC